Messenger RNA from Eptesicus fuscus (big brown bat), 3138 nucleotides. It is a transcript of the gene DVL1, whose product is annotated as dishevelled segment polarity protein 1. Gene Ontology annotation, molecular function: frizzled binding. Gene Ontology annotation, biological process: intracellular signal transduction; canonical Wnt signaling pathway. The record is from RefSeq and is a predicted model, not a curated record. NCBI's taxonomy places the organism in Eukaryota, Metazoa, Chordata, Mammalia, Chiroptera, Vespertilionidae. The transcript has 15 exons. Bases 89 to 2188 code for a protein of 699 amino acids. Gene Ontology annotation, cellular component: cytosol.
GCGCAGGCCGGCGGCGGGGAGGCGCCCGCGUCGGAUCCCCGGGCCGGGCCUGACCGCCGAGCGGGCCCGCCGCCGCCGCCGCCGCGCCAUGGCGGAGACCAAGAUCAUCUACCACAUGGACGAGGAGGAGACGCCGUACCUGGUCAAGCUGCCCGUGGCGCCCGAGCGCGUCACGCUGGCCGACUUCAAGAACGUGCUCAGCAACCGGCCGGUGCACGCCUACAAAUUCUUCUUCAAGUCCAUGGACCAGGACUUCGGGGUGGUGAAGGAGGAGAUCUCUGCGGACAAUGCCAGGCUGCCCUGCUUCAAUGGCCGCGUGGUCUCCUGGCUGGUCCUGGCGGAGGGCGCGCACUCGGACACGGGCUCUCAGGCCACCGACGGCCACACCGACCUGCCCCCACCACUUGAGCGGAUGGGUGGCAUCGGGGACUCCCGGCCCCCAUCUUUCCACCCGAACGUGGCCAGCAGCCGUGAUGGGAUGGACAACGAGACCGGCACUGAAUCCAUGGUCAGCCACCGGCGUGAGCGAGCCCGACGCCGGAACCGGGAAGAGGCCACCCGGGCCAACGGGCACCCGAGGGGGGACCGGCGGCGGGACCUGGGCUUGCCCCCCGACAGUGCCUCCACCCUGCUGAGCAGCGAACUCGAGUCCAGCAGCUUCAUCGACUCUGAUGAGGAUGACAACACGAGCCGGCUGAGCAGCUCCACUGAGCAGAGCACCUCCUCCCGGCUCAUCCGGAAGCACAAGCGGCGUCGGCGGAAGCAGCGCCUCCGGCAGGCAGACCGCGCCUCGUCCUUCAGCAGCAUCACCGACUCCACCAUGUCCCUGAACAUCAUCACCGUCACGCUCAACAUGGAGAGGCACCACUUCCUGGGCAUCAGCAUCGUGGGGCAGAGCAACGACCGGGGCGACGGCGGCAUCUACAUCGGCUCCAUCAUGAAGGGCGGGGCCGUGGCCGCCGAUGGCCGCAUCGAGCCCGGGGACAUGCUGCUGCAGGUGAACGACAUCAACUUUGAGAACAUGAGCAACGACGACGCCGUGCGUGUGCUGCGGGAGAUUGUGUCCCAGACGGGGCCCAUCAGCCUCACAGUGGCCAAGUGCUGGGACCCGACCCCCCGGAGCUACUUCACCGUCCCGAGGGCUGACCCUGUUCGGCCCAUCGACCCGGCCGCCUGGCUGUCCCACACGGCGGCGCUGACCGGAGCCCUGCCCCGCUACGGUACGAGCCCUUGCUCCAGCGCCGUCACGCGCACCAGCUCCUCCUCACUAACCAGCUCUGUGCCUGGCGCCCCACAGCUGGAGGAGGCGCCGCUGACGGUGAAGAGCGACAUGGGCGCCGUGGUCCGGGCCAUGCAGCUGCCCGACUCGGGGCUGGAGAUCCGCGACCGCAUGUGGCUCAAGAUCACCAUCGCCAACGCCGUCAUCGGCGCGGACGUGGUGGACUGGCUGUACACGCACGUGGAGGGCUUCAAGGAGCGGCGUGAGGCGCGCAAGUACGCCAGCAGCAUGCUGAAGCGCGGCUUCCUGCGGCACACCGUGAACAAGGUCACCUUCUCCGAGCAGUGCUACUACGUCUUCGGGGACCUGUGCAGCACUCUCGAGGCCAUGAACCUCAACAGCGGCUCCAGCGGGGCCUCGGAUCAGGACACGCUGGCCCCGCUGCCCCACCCGGCUCCCUGGCCCCUGGCACAGGGCUACCCCUACCAGUACCCAGGGCCUCCGCCCUGCUUCCCGCCCGCGUACCAGGACCCUGGCUUCAGCUACGGCAGCGGCAGCGCCGGGAGUCAGCAGAGUGAAGGAAGCAAAAGCAGCGGGUCCACGCGGAGCGCGGGCGGGAGCAGCCGGCGGGCCCCGGGCCGCGAGCAGGAGCACCGGAGGCCCGGAGCCGGGGGCAGCGGCAGCGAGUCCGACCACACGGCCCCGAGCAGGGCAGGGGGCGGCGGUUGGUGGGAGCGUCCCGCCAGCCAGCUCAGCCGUGGCAGCAGCCCGCACAGCCAGGCCUCCACCACUGCCCCGGGGCUCCCCCCAUUGCACCCUCUGACAAAGGCCUACUCGGUGGUGGGCGGGCCGCCUGGGGGGCCCCCUGUCCGGGAGCUGGCCGCUGUCCCCCCAGAGCUGACAGGCAGCCGCCAGUCCUUCCAGAAGGCCAUGGGGAACCCCUGCGAGUUCUUCGUCGACAUCAUGUGACCGAGGACAGGAUGCCUUCCCCCGGGCGGCCUUGCGGUGGGGGACGGGGGUCCUGCUGCCCCCGCAGGAGGCGCUGCACCUGGAGCUCGUGUGGCCUCGUCUUAGCUGUGGCCGUCAGGGGUCAGGCAGCUUUCCACGCGCACCAGGGGCCGUGCUGUGGGGUCUGGGCUAGACAGAGUGGGGGCAGGCUGGGGGGCGGGCGGCCCGAGCCCCCUUAUCUGGCCUCAGCAGCCCGUCUGUCCUGGUCAGAGCAGCCGUGUCCAUGCGGACCUAGGGGGGCCUGUGCGCAGGCGGGUCUGACCUGCCCCGUGGCGUGGGCCUCGGACCCCCGUGUGCCCACAGCACUGCAGACAGGUCCCCGGCCAAACAGGUGGUUGCCGGGCCUGGUCCCUGCCGUCACCCAGUGUGCAGGCCCUACGCUUCUUGCUCAGACUUGGGGGGGCCAUGUUGGGGUGGAAGGGAGCCCCCAGACCUCUCUGGCUGCCCGGGUCGGGUGUAACUUAUUUAUUUAUUUCUUGGCCCGUGUCCUGUGGGAGGUGGUGGCCAGGCAUGUCCCCCCGCCGCCGGGUCUCAGAGUGAAUGCGGAGGCACAGGGAGUGUCUGCACGUGGGGGGCCAGUGAGGGGGGACGGGAGGGGCACAUCUCAGCGGCGGGAGGAGUGGACUGUGGCCCACGGAUGCUCAGCUGCUGCAGGGACGGGUCUGGGGAGAGGGGGCCAGCCUGCCCUCCCUGCUGUCCUCAGGUGACCGCCCCCCUCACACACACACACACACACACACACACACACGCUUCCUCCCAGUGAGCUGGCCUGCACGUGUCUGCAAUGUGGAUACUGUAUCGUGUCUGCGGUGUAGAUACUGUAUCAAGUCAGAGGGCGUCUGGAUAGUGAAUGGAGCUGCUUCUGUGUAAAUGCUAUUUUAAACACUAAAAAAGCAUUUAAUUUUAUGGGA